Chara braunii is the source of this 716-nucleotide messenger RNA. Lineage: Eukaryota; Viridiplantae; Streptophyta; Charophyceae; Charales; Characeae. The record is from the annotation of a GenBank genome assembly.
GCAUUGGUGUGGCGCGCACAUACACACACACACACAUACACAGAGGGGGAGAGAGAGAGAGAGAGAGAGAGAGAGAGAGAGAGAGAGAGAGAGAGAGAGAGAGAGAGAGAGAGAGAAUGUCGGACGUUGUGCUGGUGGUCCGUGAAUGGGUGGGCGGCAAGGAGGUCGUCGUCAAGGAGACGAGGCACGAGAAGGGCAAGGAGCUUCAUCGAGAUAUGGAGUGGGGCCCCAACGUGGAACUGCGGGAGAGUCGUACUUACUACUCGCUUGUGGAUGGUCUCAUCGCCAUGCAGAUCGUAGGAGGGCUGGGGUAUGAUGGCGAGAACAACCUCAUCAAGGUCGUCCUGUUCGUCCGGAAGUUAUCUGCCAUCGUCCCUGACACGUGGCAGAUGCCGGCACGUGAUGUCGUUGGCGAUGUCGUGAGGUUCCUGGUAUCUGCCCUGGCCGAAGAGCACAUGGGUGCGAUGCACGGGAAUGCGUCGUACAUGGCGCAUAUGGAGCCCCCCCUGCGCGAGAGAGGUUACCUGCACGGGGCGGUCCGAACUUGGUCCCCGGAGGACGACAUACGGGCUGUGACGAGGAGGUGGUAGAGAGGAGCGUGGCAACGUAUGAGCAUGAGCAGAGCAGUGGAAGGAACGCAUGCAACCAUAAAUGUGAUGUAAAGAAGGGAAACAAUUCAUGUUCUCCGCUGGCAUUAAUGAAUGUAUUUUCUUCAA